UGGUACACACACAUCAGAGAGCUCCACAGACUGAACCAUGGAGGAGAGUGAUGGCGUGGCACUGGGGGCGGUACAGUCACAGACACGUUGCGUGAGGUGUGGAGAUGAGCUGGAGUGGUCUGAGGAGAACAGUGCACUGCUGGGCUGCUCCUGCAUCUCCACUGUGAACGAGACUCUGGGCAGUGUGGGGCGGGGCCGCAAGAAGAGCCACUGGGCAGCAGGCCGCGUGGGGGACAUCGACUUCAUGGGCCCCACCAAAACCAGAGGGAGGUUUGUGCGUGUGACGAGCAGCACUAACCCAGUGCAGAUAUACCGCUUGCUGACAGAGGACUGGGGCCUGGCCCCGCCACACCUGGUGGUGGCACUUGUGGGAGGAGAUGAGGUGGCACAAAUGAAGCCCUGGCUCAGAGACACUCUUCGGAAAGGCCUGGUGAAGGCGGCACAGAGCACAGGGGCCUGGAUUCUGACCAAUGGUUUUCGCUUUGGCAUCACUAAACACCUGGGUCAGGCUGUGAGGGACCACUCUCUAGCCAGCACCUCGUCCAAAGUGCGGGUCGUGGCCAUCGGCAUCGCCCCCUGGAACAUGAUCCACAACAGAGAGGCUCUGCUCCAGGCUAAGGGGGAUGAGCCAGCUGCGUACAAGCCCCAGGACCUGCCUCACGGGUCCGUCUACUCUCUGGACAGUAACCACUCCCACUUCGUCCUGGUGGAGGAGGACCCCAAAAAGGCCGGGGCCACCAGUGAGAUGAGGGUCAAACUGCUCAAGCACAUCUCCCUGCAGCGCACUGGAUAUGGAGGCACGGGCAGUUUCGAGAUCCCUGUUCUAUGCCUUCUGGUCCACGGAGAACCCAGGAUCCUAAAGAGGAUGUGUAAAGGCAUCGCAAACUCCACCCCCUGGCUGAUCUUGGCGGGCUCAGGGGGCGUGGCCGACAUCCUGGUCUCACUGAUGAACCGGGGCAGCUGGGAUACAGACAAUGUGCAUGAGCUGCUGCUGGACACCUUCCCUCAGGCCCACCACAGUGCUGACGUCAGCAACUGGGUCAAACUGAUCCGUAAGAUCCUGGACAAUGGCCACCUCCUCACGGUUCAUGACCCUGAGCAGGAGAGCUCUGAGCUGGACACGGUCAUCCUGAAGGCCCUGGUCAAAGCCUGUAAGAGCCAGAGCCAAGAGGCCCAGGACUUCCUGGAUGAGCUGAAGCUGGCUGUGGCCUGGAACAGAGUGGACAUAGCCAAGAGCGACAUAUUCAACGGAGAUGUGGAGUGGAAGGCAUGUGACCUGGAGGAGGUGAUGAUGGACGCUCUCAUCAAUGACAAGCCUGACUUCGUGCGCCUCUUCGUGGACAAUGGGGUGAAUCUGGGUGAGUUCCUGACUUACGGACGUCUGCAGGAGCUGUACUGGUCCAUCCCUGAGAAGAGCCUGCUCUACAACCUCCUGCUGAAGAAGUACGAGGAGAAACAGCUCCUCUUGGGUGCCGCACGCACUAAAGGACCACCCGUGUACCACCCGGCAGACCAGAUUAAACCCCGCUUCACCCUGCUGGAGGUGGCCAAGGUGCUCAAGGACUUCCUUCACGACUCCUGCAAAGGGUUCUACCAGAAGGUCCCUACUGAGAAGCCACCGAAGGGCAGGCUGUUCCACACACAGAAGAACCUGGCUCUGGAGCUGGAGAUGGCCUCAGAGCACCCCUGGAGAGACCUGUUCCUCUGGGCCGUGCUGCAGAACCGACAGGAAAUGGCCAACUACUUCUGGACCAUGGGUCCAGAGGCUGUGGCGGCUGCUCUGGCGGGCUGUAAGAUCCUCAAAGAGAUGGCACGUCUGGAGUCAGAAGCAGAGUCGGCGCGGAGGAUGAAGGAGAACAAGUAUGAGCAGUUUGCCUUAGAUGUGUUUGGAGAGUGCUACUCCAACAGUGAGGACCGUGCCUACGCUCUACUCAUCAGACGGACCCAGUGUUGGAGCAAGUCCACUGUGCUCAACCUGGCAACUGAGGCAGACGCCAAGUCUUUCUUUGCUCAUGAUGGAGUGCAGGCUUUGCUGACGAAGAUUUGGUGGGGCGCCAUGACAACAGACACAGCCAUUUCCAAACUGGUGGUGUCCUUCUUCUGCCCUGCGCUCAUCUGGACCAACCUCAUCAAGUUCAGUGAAGAGGAGCUGGAGGAGACCAAUAAGUGUCAGUUAGUGGAGCUGGACAGUCUGGAUACAGAAAAGGCCCUGCUCCUGACCGAUGAUGAUGACCCUCUAGACUCAUCCCCUGGGGGCCAAGCAGACCAGUCCUGUGCCUAUGUGUGGUGGCGCUUCUUGCUGCGGCGCUGGAAAAGGUUUUGGAGUGCUCCGGUCACUGUGUUUCUGGGGAAUGUCAUCAUGUACUUUGCCUUCCUCGUCCUCUUCACAUACGUGCUGCUGCUGGACUUCAGGCCCCCUCCGCCCUACGGCCCCGGGGCCCAGGAGAUCAUGCUCUACAUCUGGGUGUCCACACUGGUGCUGGAGGAGAUACGGCAGAGCUUCUUCACAGACGAGGAGAUGAACAUCCUGAAGAAGUUUAAGCUGUACUGGGAGGACAAUUGGAACAAGUGUGACAUGGUGGCCAUCUCUCUGUUUGUGGUGGGGGUCUCCUGCAGAAUGAUGAAAAGCACGUAUGAAGCGGGGAGGACAGUCCUGGCCAUAGACUUCAUGGUGUUCACUCUACGUCUCAUCCACAUCUUUGCCAUUCACAAGCAGCUGGGGCCCAAGAUCAUCAUUGUGGAGAGAAUGAUGAAGGAUGUGUUCUUCUUCCUCUUCUUCCUGUGUGUGUGGCUGUUAGCGUACGGCGUAGCGACCCAGGCCCUGCUCCACCCCAACGACCCGCGCAUUGACUGGGUGUUCCGCCGCGCACUUUACCGGCCCUACCUGCACAUCUUCGGACAGAUCCCCCUUGAGGAGAUAGAUGCGGCGCGUAUGCCUGAGAUGAACUGCACUGAUGACACAGAGGAGAUCAUCCAGGGCCUGAGACCGCCCUGUCCAAAUGUCUAUGCUAACUGGCUGGUCAUCCUGCUACUGGUCAUUUAUCUGCUGGUCACCAACGUGCUGCUGCUCAACCUGCUCAUCGCCAUGUUCAGCUACACAUUCCAGGUGGUGCAGGAGCACACGGACAUCUACUGGAAGUUUCAGAGGUACAACCUGAUUGUGGAGUAUCACAGCCGACCUGCCCUGGCCCCACCCUUCAUCAUCAUCAGCCACCUGUCCCAAGUUGUCCUCAGCCUGUGCAAGAAGCCUGAGUCCAAGCAAGAACUUCUGGAGAAGGAGCUGCCUCCUGGCCUGGACCAGAAGCUGAAGACCUGGGAAACAGUGCAGAAAGAGAACUACUUGGCCAAACUGGAGAGGCGGCACUGGGAGAGCAGCGAGGAGAGGCUCAAGAACACUGCAUCCAAGGUGCAGAGUUUGCUGAAAAUCGUUGGUGGUUUCAGAGACCAGGAGAAGCGCCUGGUGUCUGUAGAAACGCAGAUCCGGUACUGUGGAGAGGUGCUGUCCUGGAUGGCGGAGUGCUUUGCUCUGAGCACCUUGAAAUGUGGGAAAGAUGCGCCCAAAGCUCCAUUGAGUUUGACUGGUUCAAAAGAGGGGACAUCCAAAGACAAGGACAAGCCCAGAGAGACUGAGGACCCAGAAGGGGCACACGGAGCAGCCAAGCUCCCGUACAUCGAUGAGUAG
Periophthalmus magnuspinnatus is the source of this 3682-nucleotide messenger RNA. RefSeq names its product transient receptor potential cation channel, subfamily M, member 5 (gene trpm5). Bases 38 to 3682 code for a protein of 1214 amino acids. Gene Ontology annotation, cellular component: membrane. Gene Ontology annotation, molecular function: ligand-gated calcium channel activity; calcium-activated cation channel activity. NCBI's taxonomy places the organism in Eukaryota, Metazoa, Chordata, Actinopteri, Gobiiformes, Gobiidae. The record is from RefSeq and is a predicted model, not a curated record. The transcript has 26 exons. Gene Ontology annotation, biological process: calcium ion transmembrane transport.